AUAUAUUUCUCAUCGUUACCCGUUCUCUCUACAGGAAGCCAUGACUGGUACCCAUUGUCCUCCAAGGUGAAGUUCCUGAAGGAUGAGAAGAUUGUCCAGCUACUUAAGUUUGGCUCAUGGGUCACCAGCGCUGGGCACGCCGACUUCUACAGCAUCAUGACCGUUAGUCCGAAGUUCACAGGAAACUAUGAAAACAUGUCGCUCUUUGUAGUGUACAAGGAUGAAGUGCGGGCCAAUACUGAAGAUUGGAGUGCCCUGGGGAUGCAUGCCAACCAUUCUGGCCCAAUGAUAGUGGAGGGCAAAUUUGAUGUUGAGAGGAUGAUUGGCCCAGCUGGUGAUGGGAGCAAAAACAUGGUCGAGUGCAUAGACGCCUACUUCCUCCUGCUUACAUCAUCCUGUUGGAAUGGAAUUGCUAUGGGCUGCCUCGACCUCGCUCGCCGCCACCUCACCUCCAGUGCUCACGCAGACAUUGGUAUGCGGGUGUGUGACUACCCAACCAUCCAGGAUGCCUAUGGGGAGUGUGUUAUAGAGAGCACCUCAGCACGCGCCACAGCCUAUUUACUGUGCCAGAUGAUGGACUCUGUCACAAAUAACAAUGACUGGACCAUUCAUUCUGACCUGAGUGUUACACCAAGGUCAAGCAAGAUACACUGGUGUUGGCAAUUGAAGUUUACUGCUGCAAAGAAUGUGGCAAACGUAACAGAGAACAUGCUGCGGGUGUGUGGCGGUACUGGCUAUAAAACAGAACUGGGACUUGAGAGACUUUACCGUGAUGGGAAGGCUGGAUGGGUCAUGGCCCCCUCUAAUGAAGUUUUGCGGAAUCUGAUUGGUCUGGCAGCACUGACUGGCUUCCCCUCUAUUGAUCUAUGGGAGGAGUCCACAAACCAGCGUGUAGUGCAACGAGAAGUGAAAAAGAUGUCACCCAGCCAGAAGGAAGCCUUGGGACGCCAACUUCUUGAUGAGGCGGCCCGUGAAGCAUCUGAAAUACCUCCCUCACAUCCCUAUCAGGACACUGACUUUACCAACCCUUUUAACACUGCACCACCUGCAUCAGCCACAGAGGUCAAAAGCAGUGAUGGAGUUUUGCAUCAUGCAGCACUUCACCAAGACACAUGGACCCCACUGACCCUCACAUCUCAUACAGAUCUUACCAAGAAGAUGGCUGCUUUCACCUUUUCGCUCACCAGACCCACAGACCACACGGGUUGCCUUCCUGGACAGUUUGUAGCU
Messenger RNA from Eriocheir sinensis (Chinese mitten crab), 1230 nucleotides. RefSeq lists its product as uncharacterized. NCBI's taxonomy places the organism in Eukaryota, Metazoa, Arthropoda, Malacostraca, Decapoda, Varunidae. The record is from RefSeq and is a predicted model, not a curated record. Gene Ontology annotation, molecular function: oxidoreductase activity, acting on the CH-CH group of donors.